Messenger RNA from Babesia microti strain RI, 810 nucleotides. RefSeq lists its product as hypothetical. NCBI's taxonomy places the organism in Eukaryota, Apicomplexa, Aconoidasida, Piroplasmida, Babesiidae. The transcript has a single exon. The record is from RefSeq and is a predicted model, not a curated record. Bases 1 to 810 code for a protein of 269 amino acids.
AUGUUGGAACCCAAAACUAAGCUUUUGGGUAGAGGUGAAGGCAUAGAAUCAAGACCAACAAAUGUAAUGUCAAAUAUUAAUAACAUAAAACCUACAUUUCUUAUUUAUAAUCCCCCAAACUGCAAAUUGUCUUCUAUUGAUAAAUCCAAUGCAUGUAACUAUAAUCAACGUCAACGACAUUCACAGCAAAAACAGCAUCAUCCAUUUACACGCGAAAAAUAUAACGUCACUGGUACACAUAAUUAUACAUUAAAUGGUGAAAAUCAUGGUAAAAAUCGCAAUUUGCACAAAAAGCACAAAUCUAAACAAACGGUAUAUGGAUGCAGUGGUAAAGAGGUGAUGGGUUUGGCCUGGUAUUUCGCCAGUGCAACGGGAAAUAUCAUAGGGUCAAUAGGAAAACAAAUUGGGAAAGAUGUUAUAAAUACAAUAUUUAAUCCUGACCCUACAUACAACUCCAUAAGAUCUUAUUACUAUUAUCAAGAUUAUCCCAACUACCAUAGACAACCUCAGCACAUGAUUACCCAGCGAAUUGAUUAUGACGAAAUGCUGAAACAGUCAAAUAUGAAUAUGAUGUAUGGUAAUUAUAAUCAAAACAAUUUGUCGGACAUUGCCAACAUGAAUGGUUUGAUGAAUUUGGCUAGUUUAUUUGGAGACAAUCCUCCCUUUGGCCAGACAAGUGGUCUAGGAAAUAUGGAUAAUUUGGAUAACAUUGGCAACAUGGGACAAAUGACAGCAAAUGAUGGAAUAAACCCCCUAAUAUUUAACCGAUCUAGUGCUACAAAUCGUACUGGCCCACCUGAUUUUUUUUAA